GGGAGAGACACUCAUGAGAUCAGCAGGACUGUAAGAGACUUCCGGGUGAGGACGGUCUCUGAGUCAAUGAUUACAAACUUGAUUGUCCACACCAAGUCCCAAACACAGCAAAAGCUUCCAGACUUGUUCUGAUGCAGCCUAAAGACCUCUCGGUACUGCUCACUUUGUUUCCAAAUGCCUCACUUCGAAAGCUGCUCCAGAUGGCAAUAGUUAUCUUUGUUUUCUGGGUCGGCUUCAUGGCUUGGAAAGACCGCACAGAGUUUCUGUUUCACUUAAACAACCCCAUCACUCUGAAGCGAUGGCGCAUCUUCAAGGAGUUCUUGCACCCUGAAGGGCUUCAGAACACAAUGGCCCUGUCACCGGAGGAGAACGAGCCACCGAUCAUGGCAAUCCUGCAAGAGCUAAACCGGCAGAUCCCACCCAGACCCUUCCUCAACCACAGCAGCACCACCAGCGCCAGAGAGAGCACAGCCACCAUCCUCAACCCUCGAGACAAGUACUGCAUAGGGGAUCAGCUGGACAUCCUGCUGGUGGCCAAGGACUAUUUUGGCCGCAGGAAGGAAUAUGGUGGGGACUUCCUGAGGGCCAGGAUGUCCUCCCCAGCCCUGAAGGCAGGCGCUUCUGGAAAGGUGACAGACUUCAACAAUGGCACCUACCUCAUCAGCUUCACUCUGUCCUGGGAGGGCCGGGUCUCCCUGUCUGUUCUUCUCAUACACCCCAGUGAAGGGGUGUCAGCUCUCUGGAGAGCAAGGAACCAAGGCUAUGGCAAAAUUAUCUUCACUGGCCAGUUUCUUAAUGGCACAUCCCCCGUCCUCACUGAAUGUGGCCUUACCUUAAACACAAAUGCUGAGCUGUGUCAAUACCUGGAUGCACGGGACCACGAAGCCUUCUAUUGCUUGAAGCCUUCACGUGUUCCCUGUGAGGCCCUGACGCACAUGAAAAGCAUGAACAGUAACGUCUCCUAUCUCAGCCAUAAGGAGCAGUUCCUUUUCAAGAGGUUCAACAUAGGGAUUGAAGUGAUGAAGAAUGUGGCCAUCACAGUCUUUCCAUGUAACAAGACUGAGAGCAAGAACAAGAAAUGUCAAGUUGGAAUGAAGACUCCUUUCCCCAGUGGCUACACUUUGAAAGGAAGGUGGAUUGCAGCAUUUUGCAAACAGAAUGAGUUCAGUGCGAUAACAGAUAUAAAUAACUGCUUGUCGAGAAAACUGAUUUACCUCAUGGGUGACUCAACACUGCGCCAAUGGGUUUACCACUUACACGAAGUUGUGAAAACUUUAAAUUUUUUUGACCAUCAUGGAACUGGGGUGUUUAAAACUCACGUCCUUCUGGAUACUGAACGGAAUAUUUUUGUCCAGUGGAAAAAACAUGGCCAUCCUUUUGUUACUAAAAAGCUGUACUCCGUGAAAGAUGACAACUACAUCCCACGGGAAAUUGACCAGGUGGCAGGAGACAGUGACACAGUGAUUGCCAUUAGUUUUGGCCAACACUUCCGGCCCUUUCCCAUUAGCAUUUUCAUCCGUAGGGUCAUCAACGUCAAAAAGGCCAUAGAGCGACUGUUCUUACGAAGCCCGGAGACCAAGGUGAUAAUUAAAACGGAAAAUAUCAGAAAACUUAGUGAAAAUACAGAGAUAUUCAGUGACUUCCAUGGAAGCAUUCAGAAUCGCAUUUUAAGGGAUAUCUUUAGGGACCUUAAUGUGGGUAUUAUUGAUGCUUGGGACAUGACAAUUGCAUAUCGCAAUGAGGAUGUCCAUCCAUCUUACAGCGUGGUUAAAAAUCAGGUUGAUAUGUUCUUAAACUAUAUCUGCUAGAGGCUCUUGGGAUGCAGAAACAUCCC
Molecule: messenger RNA, 1834 nt
Organism: Acomys russatus (golden spiny mouse)
Lineage: Eukaryota; Metazoa; Chordata; Mammalia; Rodentia; Muridae
Gene: Nxpe2
Product: neurexophilin and PC-esterase domain family member 2
Source: RefSeq, a predicted model, not a curated record